Messenger RNA from Striga asiatica, 846 nucleotides. NCBI's taxonomy places the organism in Eukaryota, Viridiplantae, Streptophyta, Magnoliopsida, Lamiales, Orobanchaceae. The record is from the annotation of a GenBank genome assembly.
AUGAUCUUUCAUCACAAAAGCCAAACCGGGCUCCGCCGGGGGCCUCCUUGUGACCUUUCACCUGGCCCAAGCGUCGGACGAGGAUGGGCUUCCCGUCCUCACCUCCACCGACCUAACCAUCCAGUUCGUAAAUGCCUCCACCAGCACUUCGUGCAACGACAGCGGCGUCUGGGCUCUCCGGUUGGUUCCCUUCCUCAGGGCGUUGGCCGUGAAUACGGGUGGCAGGCUGGGGGCAGCGGACAACCAAUUCUAGAUCGGAUGUCCCAAUUCGCUAAUUCCAUCUCCCUAGUCAAAACCUUAACGAAAUUGCGGACGGAUUCAAACCUAAAUAGCAAGGGCAGAGGGACAUGUAUUUUGUCCUGGGCUGUAGCCCGGAUAGAUCAAACCUUGAAGAUCUCCUUUUUCCGAUCAUAUAGCCGCCGUGAACCACCAUCUGUUGCCGUCGGAAAUCGCCGUUGCCGCCCGCCGCCGCCAGCGCCCAGCCGCACGCAGCCGCGGGAAUCGGCCAGUCGCCGCACGCAUCCAAGCCCAUGCACAUGGUCUGCAACGCACGGCGACCCGAUCACGCAUGCUAUCGUCUGCCAGCUCGCGCAACGUCGCUGCCCGAGAUCGUCGCGCCCAUGCAUUGCCAGCAUCCGCCUGCGAAUGUCACUUGUGUCCCACUCAACGCAUGAGAAGGACUCUCGUGUCCUCACUCACACAAGGCCCAGUCCGAACCGGCAUAGGAGUCACGCACAACACGCUCCCGAGAUCCCAACGCCUGCCCGUGUCCGCUCUAGCUCCCGCGCGUCCCGACCAGCACCAGACAUGACCUGUGCUGCCUACCAGCGGCUGUCCGUAACUUGA